Molecule: messenger RNA, 1568 nt
Organism: Paramisgurnus dabryanus
Lineage: Eukaryota; Metazoa; Chordata; Actinopteri; Cypriniformes; Cobitidae
Product: cystatin-B-like
Cellular component (GO): cytosol
Molecular function (GO): cysteine-type endopeptidase inhibitor activity
Source: RefSeq, a predicted model, not a curated record
CCGUUUUACGUCAUAACCAGGAUAAAGUAGAAAAAGUGGAACGAGAUUUUCCACAGUACAGAUACUUUAAUACAACCUUGCAUUUAAAAUGCCUCGUUGCGGCGGAACUGGGGAGACAAAAGAUGCCGAUGAAGAAGUGCAAAAAAUAUGCGAUGAGAUAAAGUCACAUGUCGAGGAUAAAGCUGGACGGAAUUUUGACGUUUUCAUCGCCAAAUCUUAUAGAACACAAGUUGUUGCUGGAAGGAAUUUCUUUAUCAAGGUGCAUGUAGGUGGAGACGACUUUAUACAUCUACGUGUUUAUCAAACUCUUCCCUGCUAUGGACAAAAACUAGAGCUAAACGGCCUGUUGACAUCCAAGUCUCAUCAUGAUGCUAUUGAAUAUUUCGAGCAGAACGUCUAGGAAGACACCCAGGCAUAUUUCCCACAAGGGAUUCAACAUCCAUCAUAAUUUUGACAGCGUGUGUAACCAUGAGUAAUGAAGAUUUUGUUUUUAUCUAAUGCUGCCUUAAAGAGAUCGUUCACCGAAAAAUUAUAACUCUGUCAUCAUUUUCUCAUUAUAAUGUUGUAACAAACUUUUAUAAAUUUCUUUGUUUAGAUGGAAAAGAAGGAAGAUAUUUUGAGGAAUGUUCAUAACCAAACUGAUUAUCAGCCCCAUUCACUUCCAAUGUAGGAAAAAUAAUACUGUGGACGUGAAUGGGGUUCAUGAAUGGUUGGUUUACAAACAUUCCUCAAAAUAUCUUCCUUUGUGGAAAUUAUACAGGUUUGUAACAACAUGAGGGUGAGUAAAUUAUUGCAGAAUUGUUAUUUUUGGGUGAACUAUCCCUUUAACAUGCUAUCGGUAAUUUAAUAUUUCCACUUCUAAAGGCGGGAUUACAAGCUUGUUGUCUUUAAGUGCUUUUUUGGAAAAAAACAAUGGAGGACACCAGGUUUAUACUUGCGUUGAGAAAAUGCUAUUUAAACACUAUGGGGCGGUUUCCUGGACAGGGUCUAGAUUAAUCUAGGACUAGGCAUUAGUGAUAUCAUGACAUUAGUUUUUACAAACAUUCCUUACAAAAAACAAUACUGCUAUGCAUCUUGAGGCAAAAUAAUGGCACUGAUAUUUGUUAAGCUAUGUCAGAGCAAGUUGUUUUUAAAUUAAGGCAGCCCAAAAAUGCAUUUUAGUCUGGGACUAAGAUAAGCUCUGUCCGGGAAAUUGCCCCAAUAUGCACUACUUUAAUGACAAGGCAAUGAAGCUGUUGCAAUAUAAACCAAUAAAGCAAACCUGCCAAAGCAGAAAUCCCUGAGAAUUGAGGUCCACUCAUCUCAGGAGUUUGGGUAUCAAAUAACUUCCCAGAGGUUAACACGACUUUUACCUAGGAAACUCGUAUUUACAAUUAUUCUGAUAGCAUGAGAAGGCAGCAUAAAUGUCUAGUUUACAUCAUUAACAAUUUGAAUUUAAGACGUUUAUACAUUAACAAGUAUUGCUAUUAUAUGAUGGGUUUAAGAAUAAAAGUGCAUGCAUAAAUGUUUACUUGUGACACCAUCCAUGAAAAUGCAGUGAAAUAAAAUGUAUCCAAAUAUUAACUCUA